Molecule: messenger RNA, 3387 nt
Organism: Fusarium pseudograminearum CS3096
Lineage: Eukaryota; Fungi; Ascomycota; Sordariomycetes; Hypocreales; Nectriaceae
Exons: 2
Coding region: 1-3387 (1128 amino acids)
Source: RefSeq, a predicted model, not a curated record
AUGAAGACCGUGAUAAGAUUCCUCAAAAGGCUGGUCAUAGCCAUUUGGGCUGAUCGUCAGGCAAACGACUUAUGGCAACAAAUCGUGAAAUGUUCGAUUGCCUGUAUCGCUUCAGUCGUUGCAGUCAUUACCCCCGAGGCUGUUGCAAUCCUUGGUCCUGCAACAUUUCUCGCCCCAAUGGGCGUCAUAUUUGCCCACCCAGGCCAGAGAACUGGCAUUAUGAUUGAGGCUCUCAUGAUGUUGGUGUUGGGCACAGCAGUCGGCCUCGGGUGGUCUAUCUUAGGCCUAUUCCUAUCCUCCUUCAUUGUCGAUGAAAGCAAAGCGGCCGCAUACACCAUCCGUGGGGUAUUUCUGGCUCUGGCUUCCGUCUUUCACGGUUAUAUCAGAUCAGCCGCUCCCCGUGCCUUCUUGUUUGUUGCUUUCUAUCUCAUUGCCUGCUUAAUUGUGCUGCUUGGAAAACAGGACCGUGUAUCGAUGUCGGUCUUCACAAACGUUGCGUAUCCAACUUUGAUUGGCGCUGGCAUCUCGCUGGUAGCCAAUCUGUCCAUGUUUCCUGAGUCAUCGAGCAACUUCGUUGGUCUCGCUGCCAUUGAUGCGCUUUGUGAAACAAUGGAUACUCUUACUCGAGCGACACAUUGGUUUAUCACGCCUGGUGGUGAUUCCCAUGAGGAACUAAGCCACGUUGAACUCACCAUGACCUCCACAGUCAAGAGUGUACCCGAAAAACCAAAGCGCAAGAAGAACUUUGUUACCAAACGGAUGGCUCAAUUUCCUAAUCCUUUCAAGCCUUCGCAGAACCGUUAUCGUGUUUCAACUGUUCCUGUCGGACUCGCGACAAUUGCAAGCUUGACAUCGGCAAAGGGAAAGCUCCGCAGUCGGCUUGCUCAAUGCAAAAAUGCUCAGCGAGAGGUGAACUACGAAAUAACAUUAUCAGUGCUUCCGCCGGCCAGUAUGAAACCCCUGACCAACUCUCAUAUGGGCGAUCUUGUUCAAAACAUCACCAAUAUCAUUGGAGCAUGUGAGAACAAGUUUGCCGUCGUCGAGAAUGACGACGGGUCUAAUGAUGACUCUACCACAACAGCUGACAGCUCCAACGGUGAGCCGAGUGGUGGCAUCACACGUAUGAACACAUUCGAAGUUUAUCAGCAGAAAUUGGAGAACGCGAAACCCCCUAGAGAGGUCGAGCUCAGCAAUGCUAGCUUGCUUGAGGCUAUCAUUGCACGUAUUCGAGAACCGACUGCAAAGUUCGAUGCUGUGAUCAAAGACGCUGUACGACUAGUCAUCACAUGCGUCGCAUACUGUUAUGAUGUGCCCAGGUUGCCGUCUGGGCUUCCUGUGCCCAAGGACAUAUCUCUGCACGAGUUGGACUAUAGGAUCGAUCUCUUGGCGGAGGCUAUUGCCAAUUUCGACUCCAGCUGUUCAUCGGAGCUUCGCCAAUUAAGAAUGGACGAAAGCGGAAACAGUGUCGACUUUAUGCCUCGCCACGAAACGUUCCUAAUAUCUUCGUUUGUCCUUGGCGUUCGCCAGUCUGCAACGCAUGUUCUACAGAUGCUGUACCAUGUCCGAGAAACCGUCGAACAGAGACAGGCUCGGCGCAAUAGAGCCACAUUCUGGUUUCCGAAAUCAGUUGAUAUGCGACAAUUUUGGAAAACAGGCGGCGAGAGUGAUGGGCUCGUCCUGCCAGGAACGGCUCGCAAACAGAUCCACCACGGUAAAUUGAAAUAUCAGACGCAAUCUGCGGAAAAGGACUCAAAUGAUACGGAACCUAAGAUCAAAGAUGAAGAAAGAGCCAUCCGUUUUGUAGAGCCCAAGCCUCGAGUCACAAAAAGGAACGAUGGUGCAGAGAAACGAAAAGGGGGGAAAUCAAAGGCCGACGGAAGCAGCAGAAUUCUCAAAAUAAGAGGAAAGGCAGCCGACAUCAUCGAGUGGAUUCAUGAGUCUAACGACCUCUUUUAUGCCAUUAAACUCGCAUUUGCGGUUCUUCUCCUCAGCUGGCCGGCGUUCGUCUGGGAUGAUUGGUACGCUCGUAUUCGUGGUGUUUGGGCUCCUAUGCAACUAUUCCUUGUCUUUGAAGUGGCUGUAGGAACGUCCGUCUACGUUUUUAUUGUCCGGUUUAUUGGUGUCCUUCUUGGCUGUGUCAUAGGUUACAUAUCCUACGUGGUUGGGGGUGGUAACAAAAUUGCCAUGGUUUUAGUCCUAAUCGCAGGUGUUGUUCCGUCUUUCUACGUUCAACUCGGCACCAGAUAUACCAAGGCGGGGAUGAUAUCAACAGUCUCCAUGGUUGUCGUCGCACUCUCCUCUGCUAACGGACCCUUAUCCGCCCAAGAUAACUUCAUCAGGCGAUGGCUUUGUUUUCUUGUGGGUGGGCUUGUGGCCGUGGCCGUUGAGAUGUUCGUUUUCCCUGUCAGAGCCAGGGACCGACUUAUCGAGUCUCUUUCAGUCUCAAUAAAACAGGUGCAGAAUAUGCAAGCCGCAAUGGCUGUUGGAUUGGGCAGCCCGGCUAAGCCGGAUUUUAGGGAUCCUGGUAUCAUCAAACGCUUCAACUUGGCAAAAGACCGGGCCCAAGAAGCACUUGCUCUAGCAGACACGUUUUUACCAAUGUGUCUUGCAGAGCCGCGUCUCAAGGGAGACUUUAAGCUCCUUUAUCCUGUAUACAAAGAGAUCGUCGUCGUGCUGCGACAGAUAGUCGAGAGGAUGGAUAAUGCGGUUUCGCUCCGUAAGGAAUUCGGCUCUUCCAUCUUGGAAGACUUGCACCCUCAAGUAUACAUGUACCGGCGUAAUGUGGCGGCCAGUAUUAUGCUCCUCCUUUUUUCGGUGCACGAAGCCCUUAUUACUUGGCAACCUCUGCCGCAGUUCAUGCCAGCAUGUCGGCUCGCACAUUUCCGCCUCAUCAAUCGCGUUAGGGAAAUUCUUUAUUCGCGAAGUGGCGCGCAGACACCCGCAGGCGGGCCGCCAAGUGUCUCCCUCGAAAACGUCAACUUGGCUGAAGAAGUAACACGGCUGAUCGUUCAGAAACGAUCUCUCUCGUGGAAUGCCAGUACCUAUGGCCAAGGAGAGAUCAUUGAAUAUCUCGAGGAGCUUGUAGAGCUGACCAAGAUCUUGGUGGGGGUGAAUGCGUUCCGAAGUGGUCUGCUUGAGGAGGCAGCACCCUACAGCAAGUAUGAUCAGCGUGCACGCCUCAACCGCAUUCCUCUAUCCCGCGCGCCUACGAACGAGACAGCUGCUACUGUUGCGGCGGAAGAAGUCCCGAGGGAGGAGAAAGCAGAGAGGAGCGACAGUGAGGAGGAUAUACCCGUGAGUCUACAAAGAGUUGGGACUCGAAUAUGUGAAAACAAUGCAUUGAUUAGGCGACGGACUAUUGCUAUGAGCAAUGAUGAUGACAGAUAG